Messenger RNA from Fundulus heteroclitus (mummichog), 2461 nucleotides. RefSeq names its product WASP family member 3a (gene wasf3a). The coding region runs from base 260 to 1654 and encodes 464 amino acids. Gene Ontology annotation, biological process: positive regulation of Arp2/3 complex-mediated actin nucleation; actin cytoskeleton organization. NCBI's taxonomy places the organism in Eukaryota, Metazoa, Chordata, Actinopteri, Cyprinodontiformes, Fundulidae. The transcript has 9 exons. Gene Ontology annotation, molecular function: protein kinase A regulatory subunit binding; Arp2/3 complex binding; actin binding. The record is from RefSeq and is a predicted model, not a curated record. Gene Ontology annotation, cellular component: cytoskeleton; SCAR complex.
UUACUGUCAGUGAACUGCGCUCCAGAGGACGACUAUCGCUGUUCACACAUACUGUAGCCCAAGUCAGGUGCUCGGACAGUCCCAUUGAGUUGGGUGGAAAAGGUCUGACUUCCACACUGACAGUUGUUUCCCCUGCUUGCUGAUGGGAAACAGGAAAAACAUCCCUUGAACCAGCAACCUGGCCUAUCGAGAAUGCUUUUCCACGACAGAGGCAACUGUCAACGGUUCACUGGCAAUCGCUGAGAUGUGAGAAGUGGUUAUGCCUCUGGUCAAGAGAAACAUCGAGCCUCGGCACCUGUGCCAUGGUGCGGUGCCUGAUGGGAUCGGCAAUGAGCUGGAAUGUGUGACCAACAACACGCUGUCUGCCAUCAUCCGUCAGCUCAGUUGUCUGAGUAAACAGGCAGAAAAUGUGUUUGGAGAGCUUUUCAACGAGGCCAACACCUUUUAUACUCGUGCAAACUCUCUCCAGGACCGUAUUGACCGCUUGGCAGUAAAAGUCACUCAGCUGGACUCCAACGUGGAGGAGGUGUCUCUUCAGGACAUAAACAUGAGGAAGGCCUUUCGAGGCUCUGCGGUCCAAGACCAGCAGGUUUUGUCCAAAGGCAGCACCCCCAGUUCUGUUGGAGAAAUGUACAACGGCUGCGACCGGCCUCCUCCUCUUGGUGCCCUCUCUUCUUACAGAGAGGACUCCGCUGAUGCAAUGAAAUUCUAUUCGGACCCAUCCUACUUCUUUGAUCUGUGGAGGGAGAAGAUGCUUCAGGACACCGAGGACAAGAGGAAAGAAAGGCGGAGACAAAGGGAGCAGAAGCGAUGUAUGGAAAGCAGCACCCUCCAUCGGGAGGUGAAGAAGGUGAGGAAGGCUCGAAACCGCAGACAAGAGUGGAACAUGAUGGCUUUUGAUAAAGAGCUCCGUCCAGAUCACCGACACCCAAAAACUCUUCGCCGAGGAGCAUCGUCAGAAAGCUCUCUCUCUCCAGACGGCAGGCCUGACCUUCUGGACUACCCAAUCCCUCCAGUACCUGCUCACGCUGCUUGUAACUACGCCAAGUCUCAUGAUCACAUCCCAGGAAACGCACAUCCCUCGCCACCUGUGGAGCACGAAUACCACAGCAUCGAUGUCAACUACAAGAGAGUAACCUAUGCUGCGGCAGAGCCUAACGUUGCCGGCAGAUUAGAUGGCUCUGCACGUCUGGCUACAGACUGCGGCUCCGUUCCACAACCUCCUCCCCAAGGCCCAUCCAUCCCAUCAGCCCAGACGGCGUUUGGCUUUCCACCGCCGCUGCAUAAUGGAGCUGUGCACAUAGGACCAGGUUACCCACUUCCACCUGUACCACCACAGGGGCCACGCAUGGCCCCGCCUCCCCCAGGUCCCCCGCCUCCACCUCUGCCUCCUCCAGCCGCGCCCUCACACCCACCGGGACACAACGAGGGCGGCAGGGCCGAAACGAAACCAGUCAGAGAUGCAAGAAGCGACCUGCUGUCUGCCAUUCGGAUGGGCAUCCGGCUGAAGAAAGUUCAAGAGCAGCAAGAGCAGCAGAACAAGCGGGAGCCAGAGGGAAACGAUGUGGCCACCAUCCUCUCCCGACGCAUUGCUGUUGAAUACAGUGACUCUGAGGAUGACUCUGAGCUUGAUGAAAAUGAUUGGUCAGACUGAAUCAAACUGAAGCUGAAGCGCCUCACUGUGGUCUACGUUGAAGGGACCCUAUAAAUAAGUGAAACUCAAUAGUGCUUAACCUUGCGUGGCUCUAUCUAUAUAUAUACGGAAUACACGGAGCCACUGCUGCUCCUCAUGUUAAUAAUUCUAGACUGUGUUGGUAUUUAUUGUGGAACUACUGUACUAUAAAUAAUCAUUUUAGACCACUAUCCUCAAUUUGAUGAGCAUUUACCUCUUCUACCCGAAAAAAUGCAUAAACUCUGUUUUUUAAUUAAUUUUAAAUGGAUGAUUUGUUAGUCCUUGUUUGAAUAAAAUUACUUCUAGAUCAAAACAGACCAAUUAAAAACAGUUCCGUCCCAUAAUAAUUAAAAGUCUAUAGUCACCAGACCUUUCAAAUAAAAUCUGAAAAGCCUAUGUUAGGGAAUAUAGACACCAAUAUAAAUAAAACAUGUUGUGACUGGCUGUCGUCCAUGUCCGUUCUAUCGUAUCAGGGUCUCUUUCUGUGCUUCUACAGCCUUGCUGAUAGGAAACUGGCCAGACGCAAUGUCGAUGUUAUGAGGGCGUGUGGGACAGAGGUUUAUGAAAUGCAGCAAAAUCUUAGAGAAAUAACUCUUUUGUUUAUUAUUGUAUGUAUUAAACAUAUUAUUAUAUACAACUCCCCAUGUUAAAUAUUUUAGACAUUUUCUACGUUUGUCUAUACAUUUAAAUAUCUUCCCAUGUAUUGUUUGCUAUGAAGAGUUUUGUAAAAUGCUUAAAUAUUAAUGAAUGUUAAAUAUUAAUUACGAAAAAAUAAACCUCUUAUGUGAA